AUGGAGCCCUCGGGGCUGGAGCAGGAGGGCGCGGGCCAGACCCACCCGCCCCACGAGCCCAUCAGCUUCGGCAUCGACCAGAUCCUGAGCAGCCCGGAGCCGGGCAGCUGCUUGGGGCCGGCCCGCCCGGCGGGGGAGCCGGACUACGCGCUCUACGGGAGCGGCUGCGGCGGCGCCUACAACCCCGCCUGUUCGCUGGGCUCCCACAGCCUCAGCCGGAGCAUGAGCGUGGCCCCGGGGGGCCCCGCGGGAGGGGUGAUCCGGGUGCCGGCGCACAGACCCCUGCCCCCCGCGCCGGCGGCGCCCGCAGCUCCCCCGCAGCCGGGGGUCCCCGGCCUCCCCAGCCUCACCUUCCCCUGGAUGGAGAGCAGCAGGCGGCUCGCCAAAGACCGGCUUUCAGCUGCCCUGUCCCCGUUCGCAGUGACGCGGCGCAUUGGGCAUCCCUACCAGAACCGCACCCCCCCCAAGAGGAAGAAGCCACGCACCUCCUUCAGCCGAGUGCAGAUCUGUGAGCUGGAGAAGCGCUUCCACCGGCAGAAGUACCUGGCCUCGGCCGAGCGGGCCACCCUGGCCAAGGCCCUCAAGAUGACUGACGCCCAGGUGAAGACCUGGUUCCAGAACCGCCGCACCAAAUGGAGGAGACAGACGGCCGAGGAGCGGGAGGCCGAGCGCCAGCAGGCCAACCGGCUGAUGUUGCACCUGCAGCAGGAGGCCUUCCAGAAGAGCCUGAGCCAGCCGCUGCCGCAGGACCCGCUCUGCAUGCACAACUCCUCCCUCUGCGCCCUGCAGAACCUGCAGCCCUGGGCCGAGGACAAGAAGGUCACGUCCGUCUCAGGGGUGGCAUCUGUGGUGUGAGGCCCCCCUGGAGCAGGGGGAGAGACCUGUCUGCACGUUCCCACAAGGCUGUGGGGUGGCAGGGGCUGAGGUUGGAC
Messenger RNA from Chelonoidis abingdonii (Abingdon island giant tortoise), 932 nucleotides. RefSeq names its product T cell leukemia homeobox 2 (gene TLX2). Gene Ontology annotation, cellular component: nucleus. Lineage: Eukaryota; Metazoa; Chordata; Testudines; Testudinidae. Gene Ontology annotation, molecular function: RNA polymerase II cis-regulatory region sequence-specific DNA binding; DNA-binding transcription factor activity, RNA polymerase II-specific. Gene Ontology annotation, biological process: animal organ development; regulation of transcription by RNA polymerase II. The record is from RefSeq and is a predicted model, not a curated record.